AUGGAGCUGAGAGGGUACCCUACAGUUGUGGCCGUCGUUGCCGGUCGCUUUCCUCUGCUCUUCUCUGCGCUCGCGCAGUUUGCGAAAGAUCUCGGUGCGGCCAAUGCAGAGCCCAUGAGCGUCGCAGGUGUGAAGUCGGAUGUGCGGUGCCGCAGCGUGUGGCUGUCUAACGCAUGCGCUGUGGAGGACAUCGGUGAUCAGGCGCUGGCCACCCUCGCCCCUCUUCCGCAGCUUCUGAGAAGCUUCGGAAAGGAUGGCAAUGAUGUUGAGAACGAGGUGUGGUCAGUGCUACAUCUCUUCUCAUGGGCACUGCGCUGUUCGGCGAUUGGUGGGUCCAUUGCGACCUUUCUGGAAAGCUGCGAGGAGCUCUGGAUGCUCGUGGAGUCGGAGGUGGGGAAGGCAGAACCACACGACAGUGUGCAGCUGGUGUUGCUGGAUCUUCUCAGCGCCUUGGCACUUCAUGCCGCUUUCUCAGCAGCACUCCGCAAGCGACUGUUGGUGAUCGCAGGGAAGCUGACGCGCUUACCACUCCCUGUGCACUUUCACACGGCUGUUAAGCUGUACUACGGGUGCGCAGUCGCCGAGCAGGAGGACGAGGACGGGGGCGUAGAGAAGGCGCUCGAUGCGCUUCAUGAUGCGUGGGAAAGGAUGACGCAGCAGUCCGCCGUCACCCCACCUGCACUGCAGGCAGCAAAGUGGAUUUUCAAGGCAGAGGCGAUGCACAACUUCAAGACCGCCACUCAACUUCAUCGUUUUCUUUGCAGCCGCUGCAACGGCCCCGCCCUCGACGUCGAGGACGUAAUGACAUUCCGCAAAAAGGCGUGUGAGUUACCGGCGGCGCUUCGUGCGUUCUGCGUGCACGCACUUCCGGGGAACCCUCUUCUGUGGCUCCAUCGGGCCCUCGUGAACUCCCCAAAGCCGCAACUUGUCACGGCAAUCACAGACACGCUCGCCGAUGUCGUGCUCGAUGGAGCGCCUGAGAUUCAGACAGGCGAGUCGACGGGCGCCACUCAUGUGUGCGUUGACAAGAACACAUACACGCAGCUUUGCCUGCAGCAGCUGUGGGUGAGCGGAAUGAGUGUGUCGCUCAGCGGUCUUCUGAACAGGCGGGAUGCGGUUAUCACGGCGGCCGUUGUGCGACUGCUAGAAUGGAUGGCUGUUCACACCUCACACGACGACUCAACGCGGCGCGUUUUGCUGGGCGCCCCCAGCAUCUCGCAUGUUGCCGAUGUCUUGGCCGGCGUUGCCGAGAGCGACGCGGUGAAGGAAGAACUCAAGAAGAAGGCGGUGCGGGCCGUUGUGGAGCAUGCCUUCUGUCUCGUGUGCGCAUUGGAUCACGCAGAGCUGACAAGCGUCUUCAACGACACGAUCGUCAUGUCGACGAGCACGCUUAUCACCGAAGGGAAAGACGAUCCCGUUCUCCUGCAGCAUGGUCUGCGCGCGCUCGCUCACCUCGCUGCGGCCUUCCCAAUGGCGGCAUCUGUAGCGCUGGACUUUGACUUUCUCGCCGAGCAGUGCACCAUCGCCGACUCACCAGCGGUGAGCGCUGGUGCCCUCAUCGUGGGCUCGCUGAAUGUGAUGAGUGCCAUUGUUCUCCAGGAGCCCACUGUGGUUACCUUUGAGUGGAUCGAGAUUUUGCUCGGCACUCUGCAGAACCUCGACGGGUGGCGGCACAGCGUGCCAGAUCUGGACGCCGCUCUGUGGCGGUGUGUGCGGCACACCGUCGACGCCUCCGCGGACUGUAAUGAGUACCUUUUCACGGCGGAGAUGGAGAAUGGGCUGCGAAACGAACUGGGGAGCCUGAAAUGCGAGCGUGCGCACCUGGACAGCAUAAUGCCGUCCCUCCUCGCCAUAGCCUCCCGCAUGCAACCUUCUGAGUAUCCUCACGUAUACGCGGCGACGCAGGAGGCGAUCACGCGUGUGCCGGCGGAGCUGUGGACGCAAGACAUGUGUGACGGCGCCCUCCACUUCCUUGUCACGUCGUAUCCGUUGCUGGACUCUCACCAAGCGGAUGAAGCCAGUGCAAGGUGCACGACCACGGCGGCCGUGGCCGUCCUCUACGGCGCUGCGCAUUCGCACUUGCAUUUGACGGCUGAUGCGUGCGCCAACUUGGCUCGGGGAAUUUCCAAAAAGGGCCUCACAACUAACGCAAUGACGGCACUCUUCGACCUCGCGGACGACGCUGCGGCGGUGUUGGUCUCCUCAGACGCGGUCGCCAUCCCAUGUGAGGCGACAAAGCUGUGCAGUGCUGUUCUGCCGCUUCUGCACAAUUUAUUCGUUACUUGCCCAACGACGCGGUCGCCUGCUGCGGAGGAACGCGUGCAGCGCAUAAGUAGCGUUCUGGCACGCGCCCCAUCAAGCACAUUCACACCACAGCUGCACCUCGCCACACUGCUCCUUGUGGAGGACACUUGUUCCUGCAGGACCCAUUCCAGUGUAACGACGGAGAGCGUCAAGAUGCAGCAAGUAUGGACGGUCCUGAUGAGCAUAGCUCAGCAGGCGGCCGACAAAAAGAGUGAGGAGGCGUGGCGUGCCGUUUUGAGCCGCGCCUACGCAGUCGCCCACCAGCUCUUUCUCACCUUCUCCGCCGUACCCAUUGUGGACCAGAGCGAUCCUCGUCUGAACUUCGUCGGCAAGUGCGGUCUGCCGCAUGUGGCAAUGGAGGAAUGCGCUGCCUUGCUCCAGACGGUGCUCAACAACGAAGACGCUCGUGCUAGCCUGCGGCGGGACUACGGUGAGUCGUAUACAGUCGCCCUCCAGCACAUUGCAAACCCCGUCCAUCACUCGAGCGGAAUCAUUCCGCUCUCUCUUCAGCGGUAUCACGAGGAAACAAAGCAGAACUGA
Leishmania braziliensis MHOM/BR/75/M2904 is the source of this 2844-nucleotide messenger RNA. RefSeq lists its product as hypothetical. The record is from RefSeq and is a predicted model, not a curated record. The transcript has a single exon. Lineage: Eukaryota; Euglenozoa; Kinetoplastea; Trypanosomatida; Trypanosomatidae. Bases 1 to 2844 code for a protein of 947 amino acids.